AUGCCCCAGCGCCCAGCACCAGCGCUAGAAAGUGCCAACACCUGCCUAUGUAGUGGCGUCACCCGGAUAGCUUGCAAGGUGUCGAUCAGGGUCACUGCCUACCUAGUGAUGUCGCCCAAACCACCUGCUGCAAGCGUUGCUCAGACCACUCGGCUCCAAGUCAUUAGUCUCACAUCUGCCUUGGCCAUUGGCAUCAAAGUUGCAUUUGGUUCGGCCCCAAAUAUGAGCCUGUGUCAUGCUAGGGUUCACAUUGAGGUUCUAGGACUGGCCCUGGUCGAAUCGCUUGCCUCCACCAGGGGAGGAAGCCACCCAGACAGUGUAGGAACAUUGGUUUAUGAUAUCAAAUAUGACUUUGCAUUCAAGACUCUUACAGGGGCAAUACAAGUUGAAGAUAAUCCAAUUCAGGGGCAUCUCCAACAACAACAUGACCCUUCUCCUAUCCAAGAAGACGGUUGUUUUAGACUGCCAGAGUGUGGCAUGCCCAACUUUUUCCAUAAUGAUGUUCCAGCUCAAGUUGAUUCACCCGAGAAACAUGUGCCUAUAGAUCAGUUCCCGUUGAAUCCUGCGUUUGUGCCCCAUGGAAAUGCUAACACCAACGCCAACUUACGCGGCUACAGCUGGCUUCGUCCUCAGCAACCUAUCUUGGACCCGAGGACCAGCAACAUCAGACAAGGGUGA
Molecule: messenger RNA, 678 nt
Organism: Ilex paraguariensis (yerba mate)
Lineage: Eukaryota; Viridiplantae; Streptophyta; Magnoliopsida; Aquifoliales; Aquifoliaceae
Source: the annotation of a GenBank genome assembly